AUGCUCUCGAUAGAAGAAGAUAUUGAUCUUAAAUUACAGCGCUUGUGGGAAAUCGAUGAAGUUCAAUCUGGCUCAAAUGAUUUGACACCAGAACAAUCUGAAUGUGAAACAUUUUUCAAUGAUACUGUUCAUCGUGAAUCUUCUGGUAGGAUUGUUGUUAAAUUGCCCUUCAAGGAAUCUCCUGACGCUUUAGGUCUUUCUCGAAAUAUGGCUCUUAAAAGAUUUGUAUCUCAAGAGAGACGAUUUGCUCGUGACAGCAAUCUUAAAUCACAAUAUGUUGCUUUUAUGAAGGAGUAUGAAGAUUUUGGACAUAUGAGUCUAGUUCGUAGCCCUCGUCUACACGAGCCUCAUUAUUUCAUCCCUCACCAUUGCGUUUUCAAACCAAGUAGCACUUCCACAAAGUUAAGAGUUGUUUUCGAUGCCUCGUGUCCAUCAUCGUCCCAGAAGUCUCUCAAUGAUCUUCUUAUGGUUGGCCCAACAAUUCAAGAUGAGCUGUAUAAAAUUUUACUUCGGUUCCGUCUUCAUCGCUUCGCUCUUACUGCCGAUAUAGUAAAAAUGUAUCGACAAGUCCUUAUUGACUCCCAAGAUAGAAAAUUCCAAUAUAUUUUGUGGAGAAAUUCAGAAGAGGAAGAAAUUCGAACAUAUCACCUAAAUACAGUCACCUAUGGAAUGUCAGCUGCGCCCUACCUUGCCAUCAAAAGCCUUCACUAUCUCGCAGACCAAUACAUGGACCAAUUCGAACUUGGUGCAAAAACCAUUAAGUCAUCAUUUUACGUUGAUGAUUUUCUUUGUGGCUCAGAUACGCUUGAAGAAUUGUCUCGUAUGAAGCAGGAGGUUAAUGAAAUUCUAAUUCGUGGUUCGUUUCAAUUAGAUAAGUGGCACUCUAAUCAUAGAGAUUUUCAGGACGACAAAACUGUCAAAGACCUUAAUAUUGAAGAUUCUGCAGUAACUAGCGCUCUUGGUAUCUCUUGGGACCAACAAAAAGAUGUUUUCUUAUUUUUGUUUUCGCCUAAAGUCCAAAUUGAUGAAAAAAUAACCAAACGUACAAUUUUGUCGCUCUCGUCAGCGCUUUUCGAUCCCCUAGGACUUUUAUCCCCUCUCAUAAUAAAAGCUAAAAUCAUCAUGCAAGAGUUGUGGAUUCUAAAAAUUGGCUGGGAUGAGUCUGUACCUCAAGAAAUACACUCGGCUUGGAAAUCUUUCGUCUCUGAUCUCAAACUAUUACCUUCACUUAAAAUUCCUCGUUUUUGUCUCGCUCCUGAUUCUAAAUCAGUUCAACUUCAUGGCUUUUGUGACUCAUCAAUUCGUGCUUAUGGUUGUUGUUUUUACUUUCGUGUUAAAACUUCUUCAGGAAAUGUUGUUGUUCGGCUCUUUACUGCCAAAUCUAGAGUUGCUCCUACAAAGCGAAAAUCGUUACCCAAACUUGAGUUAUGUGGCGCACAACUUCUAGCAAAAUUGUAUUCCAAAAUCAAAAAUCUUUUCGCAAUACCAAAUCUGGAAGUCGUUCUGUGGACAGAUUCGCAACUAGUUCUUCACUGGCUAAAGCAACAUUCAUCUACUUUGUCAGUUUUUGUUGGCAAUAGGGUAUCAGAAAUUCAAGAUCUAACUAAUGGCUGCGUUUGGCGACAUGUCCCAACCCAGUUCAACCCUGCUGACAUCGUUUCUCGUGGUUCAACUGUGCAGGAACUCGCCUCAUCCAUCUGGUUCAACGGACCAGCAUUUCUCGCUCUCGAUCCUGUUCAGUGGCCCCCUACUAAAACUGAUAAACUCUCCGAAGAAAAUCAGCAAGUAUUCGACAAAGAAAAACGGAAAACCCCCCAAGAAAUAGAAAAUGCUAAACUUUGUAUCGUUUUCAACAUCCAGAAACUACAUUUUCAAGAUGACAUAACUCGAGCUCUAAAGAAGAAAGAUCCCCAAGGUGCUCUAAAGUGUCUGAACCCCUUCCUAGAUUCGUCAAAUGGUUUCAACUUGCUCAAGGUCGGCGGACGCUUGGAGGCACCACAUUUUGGCGGAUUGUGGGAGGCGGCCGUCAAAUCGGCCAAAGGUCACUUAACCAGAACCCUGGACAACACAAGGCUCACCUACGAAGAACUCGCAACGGCUAUGAUUGAGAUAGAGGCAGUUUUAAACUCGAGGCCCAUUUCGCCUCUAUCCUCAGAUCCCAGUGAUUUUGAAGCUCUUACACCAGGACACUUCUUGAUAGGCGCUCCCCUCCGUAGUUUGCCAGAACGUGAUGUCCCUACAAAUGAGAUUAACAAACUUGAAUAUUGGGCCCGAAUAAGCGCCAUCAAGCAACAAUUCUGGAAAAAGUGGUCCCAUGAUUAUAUAAAUGAGCUCCAGACUCGCAACAAAUGGACUAGCACCAACUCUAAUAUUACCCCUGGUUCCCUAGUCAUCAUCAAAGAAGAUAAUUUACCCCCGCAGCGUUGGCUCAUGGGUAAAAUCAUCAACAUUGUUCGUGGAAGAGAUGAUCGUGUUCGAGUUGUCGACAUCAAAACUACAAAAGGAGUUAUACGUCGCCCUAUCCACAGACUGGCUCUUCUAUCUUCUUGA
Lucilia sericata (common green bottle fly) is the source of this 2550-nucleotide messenger RNA. RefSeq lists its product as uncharacterized. Gene Ontology annotation, molecular function: nucleic acid binding. The coding region runs from base 1 to 2550 and encodes 849 amino acids. The record is from RefSeq and is a predicted model, not a curated record. The transcript is spliced from 3 exons. Lineage: Eukaryota; Metazoa; Arthropoda; Insecta; Diptera; Calliphoridae.